Messenger RNA from Phycomyces blakesleeanus NRRL 1555(-), 561 nucleotides. RefSeq lists its product as hypothetical. The transcript is spliced from 5 exons. The coding region runs from base 1 to 561 and encodes 186 amino acids. NCBI's taxonomy places the organism in Eukaryota, Fungi, Mucoromycota, Mucoromycetes, Mucorales, Phycomycetaceae. The record is from RefSeq and is a predicted model, not a curated record. Gene Ontology annotation, cellular component: cytoplasm; nucleus; ribonucleoprotein complex. Gene Ontology annotation, molecular function: mRNA binding.
AUGGGUUAUCGAGUAUACGUUGGACGUCUUUCGCACGAUGCCACAAAAGAAGAUUUGGAAGGCUUAUUUAAGAAGUAUGGAAAGUUGCUUGAUGUCACUGUGAAGACUGGCUUUGGCUUUGUCGAAUUUAGCGACAAGAUCGAUGCUGAAGAUGCAGUCCACGACAUCAACGACACUCGCUUCCUAGGCCAAAGAAUCGUCGUUGAGUUGGCUAUGAACCGUCGUCGCGAUGACCGCCGCGACGAUCGUCGUAAAGUGUACCGUGUGAUCGUCAAGAACAUACCUCCCAAGACAACCUGGCAGGAUCUCAAGGACUACAUGAAGAAGGCUGGCCAUGUCGCAUUUGCCGAUGUUCUCAAGGGUCGUAACGGCGAAGGUGUCGUUGAAUUCUCUAAACGUGAGGAUAUGAAAUACGCACUGAGAAAGUUGGAUGAUGGCCGAUUGAAUGGUCAGCGAAUCAGUCUCCAUGAGCCCGUAAGUCUUUUUCUUAUUCUGUUUUUGUCUUGUCUUACUUUAUUUUAUUUUGGCAUCGCUUGUUUUAAUUGCGUAUAUAACCACUAA